Molecule: messenger RNA, 1229 nt
Organism: Funneliformis caledonium
Lineage: Eukaryota; Fungi; Glomeromycota; Glomeromycetes; Glomerales; Glomeraceae
Source: the annotation of a GenBank genome assembly
AUGGCAAAUGUUGAGAUAAUUACACAAGAGUUGGACUACACGAUGAGGGAGUGGAAAGAAAGAAAAGAAGCGUUGAAAAAGUUUGAGGAAGGGGAGGAAGAGCAUAAAAGACAUGCUAGAGAAGUUGAAGAGGCUGGAUGUACGGGAGGAACUGUGAAGCAAGCAGGUAGCUUUAUUGCAAGAGAGGCAAACUGCUCCUCAGCCAGAUUGCAACAGUGGCACAUGAGGUGGAUCCAGCAGCAACAAUCUAGGGAGGAUAAAAAGCGAGCACAACAAUCAGUUGCCUAUUUAAUUCUGGAACAGAUUGCAAAAGUUUAUGACAUGAAAGUGAUUUUAGACAAACAGAAUGGUGGAAAUGUAGGACAGAUCUAUGCAGACCUUCACACUUAUGAUGAACAAUUUCACUUGCAAGGUUCAGCACUGAUUAGGAUGAGGGCACCAACACCUUACAGUCUUACCUAUGCGCAUAAGAUCAAAAGGGACCUGGCAGAGAAGGCGAUGGAAUGUGCUAUCCAGAAUUAUAACUUUGCUAAACAAUUUUUUGGGUUGGCAGCCCUGGAUCAAACCAUGCCUGUAAACAACAAUAUUCACUACUAUAGCUUUGGCACUGAUGCAUUACAAUGGUGGAUUUAUAAAGAACGUCUGAAAAAUAAUAGAAUUGCACAGUUUGCAGUUUCAACUAAAAGCUGCUGCUGCCUCGCCUUUGAUAUUUUCCUACCAUCGCCUUUUAAUAUGCCAGUAUUGAUCACAUCUGCUAAAGUGUCAAUCACAAUCGACAAGAUAGCUAGCAUUGGAUAUUCUUACCUUGUCUUUCUGGGAUCAUUUUCUAAUUCCUUGUGCGCAGUGAAAGUUGAACGACAAGAAGGGAUAGCCAAAAGAGAAGCAGGUGUUCUCAAGCAUCUUACUGGUGUUUGCAGAGUACCAACACGGAACUCGUCAAUAGAUACAGUUUAUACAAGGAAUGUCCAGCAUGUUGGAAUAUCGCUUCUAGAUACACUUGUCAAAGCAACAGCCACUACAGCAUUUGCAAGCAAAGAAGAACCUGAUACUGUUACGGGAAUAGCGGCAUUUAUGAAUAAAAUUUUAAUGAUGCGGCGUGGGGGAAAUCUGCCUUGGAAGAAAUAUGGUUGUGAAGUCAAUGAAGCAGUGGAUAGACUCGAUUUAUUACAUGAAGCUAUGAUCAGUCUUUCAGACAAUGAUGGUGUAGAAUUAUUUGUGGCAUGGGCUCG